AUGACCCCGGAGGAGGAAGGCUCCCGGGCAGGGCCCCCAGAGCGGGUGCGUAUCCGGGUGGAGGAGCAGUCGUUCUGUGUGGAGAAGACCCUGCUGGUGGAGAGCAGUGAGUACUUCCGUGCCCUCUUCCGCUCGGGCAUGAGGGAGAGCACGCAGGAGGAGAUCGGGCUGGGGGAGCUGAGCGCGGCCGGGUUCCUCGCCAUGCUGCGGGUGCUGGAGGGCGAGAGGCCCAUCCUUGGCAGCGAGGAGACCCUCCAGGCAGUGGAGUGUGCUGCCUUCCUGCAGGUAAAACCCUUGGCCAAGUACCUGAUCCACUCCAUCAACUCCGACAACUGCAUCCUGCUGUACCAAGCUGCUGCCAUAUUCGGCCUCCUGGAUCUCUUCCACUGCGCCGCUCUCUAUAUCAGGGACAGCUAUGCCGAGCUGGAGGAGUACCUGGACUGCCUCUCUGAUGACCUGUUGGCCUAUGUGGAAGCCCUCCUGCCCAGCACCUUUGUGGCAGUGGGAGCCCACACACCCACCUUCGAGUUCUUGGAGGACCUGUCCAGGACCAUCUGCUACCUGGACGAGGAGACCAACACGUGGAGGACCCUCUCCUGCCUUCCACUGAGCGCCAGCACAUUCCUAGCCGGCAUGGCAACCAUGGAUAAUAAGAUCUACAUCGUGGGUGGCGUCUACGGGGCCAACAAGCAGGUGGUGGAGAGCAGCUUCUGCUAUGACGCUGACGCCAACGCCUGGAGCGAGUUCCCCAGCCCUCACCAGCUGCGCUACGACGUCAGGCUGGUGGGCCACGAGGGCUUCCUCUACGCCAUUGGGGGGGAGUACGAGAAGAUCUCACUCAAGUCCGUGGAGAGGUACGAUGUGGCCUCCAGCACUUGGACGUUUGUCUCCGACCUGCCGCAGCCCAGCACGGCGGCGCCCUGUGCCCAAGCCCUCGGGCAGAUCUUUGUUUGCCUGUGGCAGCCACUGGACACCACCGUCAUCUACGAGUACGAGACCCAGCAGGACGAGUGGCUUCCCGUCACCGAGCUCAAGCGGCACCAGAGCUACGGGCACUGCAUGGUGGCCCACCGUGACAACCUCUAUGUCAUGCGCAACGGCCCCUACGACGACUUCUUGCGCUGUGUCAUCGACUGCUUCAACCUGACGUCGCGGCAGUGGACGGCCCUGCCUGGGCAGUUCCUGAACAGCAAGGGAGCCCUGUUCACUGCUGUUGUCAGGGGGGACACCAUCUACACUGUCAACAAGAUGCUGACACUCCUCUAUUCCGUGGAAGAGGAGACCUGGAAGCAGAAGAAGGAGCGAGCAGGUUUCCCGCGCAGUGGCUCCCUGCAGACCUUCCUCCUGCGGCUGCCGAGACGUGACCAUGACAUCGCGACGUAGGUGGUCCCCCAUCCCAUGUCAGGAUGCACAUGGCUCUGCACUUGCUGCUCCCCUGGGCUCCUCUCCUCCUCCAUGGAGUUGUGCUCAGGUCCAGGGAUGCCUCAUGUUGGAUCCUGGAGGUGACACUAGACCCUGCCAGAGGGGAAGGGACUGCAGGCAGUUGCUGCUGUGCCUGCCUGCCCUGCACGAGUGCAAAGUCCUGCCAGACGUGGGCUCAUGAGCCAACUGUGUGCGUGGCUUCGUGGCUUCUGCAGAGAACAGGUACCAGAGAGGUGCAAACAGGGGGUUUAUUUAUUCUGACUACACUCUGAGGGUGUGCAGGACUCCACCUCCUCUCUUCCCUGAUGGGGAAUCAUUCAUUAUAUCUCAGAAUUAAAAGGAAACCUAUAGAAAAGCUUCUCAUUACAGAAUUUUCAUUACUCUUGGGUUUGGUUCCCCCCCCCUCCUUCUGAAGGAUAAUACCUCCUAACAGAGAUCCAUGUCAGGACUCACUCCUGCCCCUGAAUGC
Messenger RNA from Manacus vitellinus (golden-collared manakin), 1891 nucleotides. RefSeq names its product kelch repeat and BTB domain containing 13 (gene KBTBD13). Bases 1 to 1383 code for a protein of 460 amino acids. Lineage: Eukaryota; Metazoa; Chordata; Aves; Passeriformes; Pipridae. The record is from RefSeq and is a predicted model, not a curated record. Gene Ontology annotation, molecular function: protein binding. The transcript has a single exon.